UCCUGCCGGCUUUUCUUUUGCAGCUUUGGGCAUCUGUAAUUGUCUUAGUUCCUCAGCCCUGAGAUUCUGGGAACCCGCCGAGGAAGAAGUGCCUUGUUCUGGACAAUCUCAGUCCUCUGAUCUUGCUCCUUUUCAUGCGUAGUCCGUGGCCUUGUAAUCCACCAAAUUGCAAGUGGGAAGAGCUCUUUGUGCAAGUCUAGGCCCCUGUACGUAUGUUAUUUGCCUUGGCCCUGACUGUGUCCCACACGUUGGGCACCAGGAAAUGUUUGGAAUACCUUGAUGCAAACUGAGGGCCUUGGACUCCUGGCCUGGCAUUCACCCUGUUGGCCAGUGAGAGGCACCAAAUCGACUUACUUGACCUAAAUUUUUAAGCCCUACCAGUCUGUGAACUUGGAUUUACAGUCUGCGAAGAUCUCACCACACAAAAAAGGACGAGUUGUGUUGUAAAUGCCAAUAAAGGAAAAGGAAGAGUAUUGAGAUUCUGAAUAGCAGAACCUUGCACAUCCAGGAAUCCAAUGGAAAUUCAUACAGCUUUGAGAACGAUGGAAGUCAACAUAAAGCUAUGAAAUGUGAUAUCAAAAAUCCUUUUAAAACCAGCAAGCUAAGCAGCCAGGGAAAGUCCAAGGCCGGGGGUCUACCUGCAAGAUGGAAUGAAGAAUUAAGGAGCAAUACUGCUGCACAGAGUAAUGAUGCGGGUGUGCUGGUUGGUGAGACAGGAUAACCGGCACCAGCGAAUCAAACUUCCACAUUUGGAAGCAGUCAUGGUUGGGCGUGGCCCAGAGACCAAGAUCGUUGACAAGAAAUGUUCUCGACAGCAAGUACAGUUGAAAGCAGAGUGUAACAAAGGAUAUGUCAAGGUGAAGCAGGUAGGGGUCAAUCCCACCAGCAUUGACUCGGUCAUAAUUGGGAAGGACCAAGAGGUGAAGCUGCAGCCUGGCCAAAUUCUCCACAUGGUGAAUGAACUUUAUCCAUAUAUUGUAGAGUUUGAGGAAGAGGCAGAGAGCCCUGGCCUAGAAACACACAGGAAGAGAAAGAGGUCAGGCAGCAGUGAUUCUAUAGAAGGAGAUGCUGCCCAGGAAGCUGAGUCCUGUAGAGGACUGGAACCUGGGAGUGACCCUGGCCAAUCCUCUGUGCCCUCAAAGAAAGGGAAAGAUGCAUCUACCAAAAAGGAAUCAUUGGGCCACUGGAGUCAAGGCUUGAAAAUUUCUAUGCAGGAUCCCAAAAUGCAGGUUUACAAAGAUGAGCAGGUGGUGGUGAUUAAGGAUAAAUAUCCCAAGGCUCGUCACCACUGGCUGGUCUUACCAUGGGCUUCCAUUUCCAGUCUGAAGGCUGUGACCAGGGAACACCUUGAGCUCCUUAAACACAUGCACACUGUGGGGGAAAAGAUGAUCACAGAUUUCGCUGGGUCCAGCAAACUCCGCUUCCGUUUGGGUUACCAUGCCAUUCCCAGCAUGAGCCAUGUACACCUCCAUGUGAUCAGCCAGGAUUUUGAUUCUCCUUGCCUUAAAAACAAAAAACACUGGAAUUCUUUCAAUACAGAAUACUUCCUAGAAUCACAAGCUGUGAUAGAGAUGGUGCAGGACGCUGGCAGAGUGAGUGUCCGAGAUGGGAUGCCUGAGCUCUUGAGGCUGCCCCUGCGUUGUCACGAGUGCCAGCAGUCACUGCCUUCCAUUCCCCAGCUGAAAGAGCAUCUCAGGAGGCACUGGCCAGAGUGAUUCCACGGAGCCUGAACCUUUGCAGCAGGUGUGGCUGAUUGUGUAGAGCAAAUUCCUGGCACCUGUCCUGGAUUGCCUGUGAACUUUUAUUUCUUGAAUUAAAACAUGCAGUUUGUU
This is a messenger RNA of Callorhinus ursinus (northern fur seal), 1832 nucleotides long. The record is from RefSeq and is a predicted model, not a curated record. NCBI's taxonomy places the organism in Eukaryota, Metazoa, Chordata, Mammalia, Carnivora, Otariidae.